This is a messenger RNA of Sabethes cyaneus, 1248 nucleotides long. Its product is annotated as Kv channel-interacting protein 4-like. The transcript is spliced from 7 exons. The coding region runs from base 1 to 921 and encodes 306 amino acids. The record is from RefSeq and is a predicted model, not a curated record. Gene Ontology annotation, molecular function: calcium ion binding. NCBI's taxonomy places the organism in Eukaryota, Metazoa, Arthropoda, Insecta, Diptera, Culicidae.
AUGUCUAUGCCCAGUCAAUCAGUCUGCCGCAGUCCACAUGGUUUCACUGCCAUUGAUGUUGAACUAGAAGAUGCUUCAUCUACUACUAGACACAAUACCGAGCCAGCGUAUGUUAGACAAACGUUAAAUAACAACGACACCAGGAACGGUGUUUCCAGAGAGCAAAUUGAUGGGUGCCGUCGGCGAAGAUCUGCUCCUGCUCGCAGUACUAGUCAGCGGAAUCAGUCACAAAACUCUUGCUUCAGGGAUUGUCUGCUGUGUAAAUGCUGUAACAGAAACGGUACGGAAAGAGCGAAACAGACAUCUGAUGGCGAAGAUAACGAGUUUGACAACUGUGAGCUCGAGGAAAUCGUGACACCACCGAAGUACCGACCUGAAUCGAUUGCGGCGCUAUGUGCCGCAACGCGUUUCACCGAGGCGGAAAUUAAACGGAUUUACCGUGGCUUCAAGGCAGAAUGUCCGGCUGGUAUCAUACGGGAGGAAACAUUCAAGUUUAUCUAUUCGCAGUUUUUUCCCCAGGGAGCUAAUACGGGCCUCUACGCUCACUACGUGUUCAAUACCUUAGAUAAGGACCACACCGGAAUUCUAAGCUUUGAGAAUUUCGUUCAGGGUCUGUCCAUACUGUCUCGUGGAUCACUGGAAGAAAAACUCUGUUGGACAUUCUCGUUGUACGACAUCAAUCAUGAUGGAAAAAUUACUCGGGAGGAAAUGACUGACAUCGCGAUUGCCAUUUACGAACUAAUGGGAGCCCGUGAGGACGGCGGAUCUGAUGACGCACAGAUUAAAAGCAAAGUUGAUAGAGUAUUCCAGAAAAUGGAUACUAAUUGCGAUGGUGUGAUAACGAUAGAGGAAUUUUUGGAUUGCUGCCGAAAAGAUCAGCUUAUCUCGGAUUCAAUGGGUGUUUUUGAUUCAACUAUAUGACCUUUGGAGAAACUGCACUCACUACCGGCGUUUGUUGUGGGACACCGCGACGAUGUUGAUACCACCGACAGCCUAAAUGGCAAUAGUCAACAGACUGAUUUGUAUAAAUCGGAUACAUCCUACGGACCAAGGACAGAGGAAAUGCAAAAGACUGCCACCGUUCCAAAGACACAAACAUCGGCUAGCAAUCCGCCGAGCAAGUCCAUCCGUACAAGCAAUCGUAAGCAAUCGGUACUGAUGAAUGGUAGGACGAAACAGAAGCAGAGCAGUCUUCGUUACCAUCAUCACCAUCUUUAUCACCAACAACAGCUCAAACACUACCACAUU